ACAAAUUAAAUGCGAAAACAAACGACCCGAAUUCGAAAGAAAAAUGCUCCAACCGCCAGCCCACUCACGCAAGCAUUGUGCCGCCUUCGGUUUCUUUCAUUCUGAUACCUCUCGUCGGAUUUAAAUCUUUCUCAAACAGUUUCAGUUCUUCGCUUCUCUCUCUCUCUCUCUCAUGCAAGAAAAUAUUUGUUUGUGCUCAAAUCAAAAAUCAGGUUUUGCCUUAGGGUUUAGUGUUAAAAUGCUUAUCUGUAUUCGUAAUUAGGUUUAGGGUUAGGGUUUCUAACUGUUAAUACUUGUUGCGACCGGUCCGAUUGUGUAUAAACAAUCACGAUGUAUGCUGAUCGAGAAGAGGCUGGAAGGAAGACGUCAAUAAAGGAGCGUCUUAAUGGCUCAUCCGUGGUUGAUUCUGGUAGCCGGAGACUUAUCACCGGAAAGAGGGAGAGGCAAGAUGACGACAAAUGGGAACAUGAUCUUUACGAGUACGAUGAACCUCAAGUUUCAAAUCGCAGAGUUGGCUCUAAAGAUCUUCGUUUGAAGCUCCAGAAGAAGAAUAUGGAGCAAGCAACUCCAAAAGUGAGAGGAUCUCUUUCAGGAGGUAAAAGGGAUCUGCGUGAAAAGCUUUCUGGGACAGUGUAUUCACCGCCAGGAGACACUGAUCUUCCAAAGCCAAAACCAGUGCUCGAGGGUAAUAAAUCUGCUAGGAAUAGUGUCAUAGUUGGAGCCCUUGUGUCAGAAGUGAAAAAAGUGGCCAGCCUAGUUUCUAAAAAGAAGACUCAGCAAAAGGCUGAAUCGGUGGAUGGUUUCCUGCAGUCCCUUGGUCUGGAGAAAUAUUCAAUCACAUUUCAAGCAGAGGAAGUAUGUGGUCUUUUUCCUUUGUAUCCACAUGUACUUGGUCAGUUUUUAUCUUUACAUUGAGAAAUUUAUUUUUACUAUGAGCCUUUGGCACCUGCUGUUUGUGCAAGGUUGAUAUGACCACUCUCAUCCACAUGACUGAUGAUGAUCUUAAGGCUAUGGGAGUACCAAUGGUUAGCUAACUAGACUCUUCGAUGUGUAUGCAUGCUUUUUAACCAUUUUACCGUUAUUUAUGCUAUUGCUUUUACUGAUUAAGAAUUGAGGAGUUCUAUAUAUUAAAUUUGUCACCUUUAAUUGAGAUAUUUGAUUAUUUUUAUUACUUUUGUAUUCAUAUAUCUAUUUAUAAUGAAACAAAUACUUAAAAAGACUAAGAAAUUCAACAGGAAGGAGAUUUCUUAAACUAGAAACAUUGCUACAGCCAUAGAGGAGAGUAGUCUACACAUCAUAAGGGGUGUCAAAAUGUAUGAUCCCUAUUAAGAAUUGUGUACACAUGACAAAAGUUUAUACAUUUUUAUCCUACAGGAUCCAAAUGACUUCUCUCUCUAGAGUUCAGAUAAGUUUUGCUGACACGUCUCCUUAUUAUCUGCCAACCAAAAAGGAAAGAGAGGGAGGGGUUUUGGUUUUUUUUUUUUUUGGGGUGGGGGAGGAGGCCUCUUUGACAUUGGCCUUACUGGGGCCCUUGAGUGACCUUUGUUCGAAGAUGAAACAGGUGAUCCGUCAUCUCCUCAGCCUUUAAAUGAAUAAUUCACCCUAUGCAGAUUACUGGAGAUAUUCAUGUUUAUCUAAGUCAAACAGGGUUAGUGGAACUACAUACGUGUAUAUAAAGUAGACUGAGCUGUUCUUUGCCUCAGAGAGACAUGAUCUUGUCCAUGAUGGGAGUUGCAUCUCAAGUUCCUUGAACAAUUUGGGUCAUAGGAUGCUAAAACCAAUCAGUUUUGUAAAGUUGGCCAUAUUUGCAAUGUGGCUAAAUUGACGGCAAAAAUCUCACUUGAUUUGCUUUGGCCAAGGAUGUGAUUUUACUUCCCUCCAACCCUCUAAUAGAAUUUGCAUUGUGGAGUCUUCGGGCUUCUACAUGAAUUUCCAAAUGAUAUUUUGGAUAGAAAACUACUGAAGGUGCUAAAGUUUAGCUCCAUGUAGAUGCAAAAUAGGAUGUGUCAUCAGCCAAUUGGAGAUGUCAUCGCUAAAUUUAUUUUCCUGCCACCUUGUAAAGCACCCAUCCUAUGUUUUUGUACACUUCAAAAUCUGCAUAUCGUCAGAAGUCGAACAGGAUACAUUGCAUAGAUUUGGUUGAACUUGGGUUAGAUAUAUAUUUCUAAUCACACUUUGCCUGACUCCCAAAAGGAGGAAAAUUCUUUUGUAAAAUAUUAGUGAUGCUGUUUUUCAUUGCAACAUGUUGGUGAUUGUUAAACUCUGGUGUUCAGUUGACCUUCAGUCCACUUUCUUCCAUCCACUUGGUUGGAGAUGUGUCUAUUUCUCUUAUGCAGGGCCAUUUUUACCGGCCACAAACACCACUUGAACUCAAUUGUUAAUCUUACUUUUGUUCAUGGUGCCUUCGUCCACAAGUCUAGAGCCAUAUAACUUCAUGGUACUUUAAUGUUUAAACCUUGACAAUCCUUACAUGAUGCAACCAUGUCGGGCAGUUUGCUUGCAUUAUUGUCUUCCCUUGGUGGUAUGCACAAGUUCUUUACGUUUGUCAAGUGUUAUAUAUCCAUGUGACCUCCAAUAUUCUCAUUUGAGCUGUGGACUUUUCUGACCUGUUAUAAAAUCUUGAGCACAAAGUAAAGAGUCAUGCUCACACUAGGUUAGUCGCGCUCCAAUUAUACACGAUUGCUUCUCAUGGUGAAAGCAAUACUGGUGACACUGUCCAUUCAUCCCAUUGUUCUUUUAAGUCAUGACAUGUUUCUAAUUGUAGGAAAUGUAGAAACCCAAUUUGUAUCUGAUUAGAUCAGAUGGGUAAAAAUUGGAUGUGUCCGCCUUCCUCGUGGUUACCUGCCUAGCUGUUAACCAGUUGGAGUCAGAAACCACUCAUAGCAUCAUGGAUUGAUCUGUGGUUCAUGUCCAAAUGUAUGACUUUUCUUUAACCAUCUAACUUCACCAAGCAUGCUGCUUUGCACCUUUUUAUUUAUGGAUCUUUGGGUGUCAUUUAGGAUGCAAAUUUGUUCAAAUACUCCAGGUUCUUGAUCCAUGUCAAUAGG
Messenger RNA from Ilex paraguariensis (yerba mate), 3047 nucleotides. Lineage: Eukaryota; Viridiplantae; Streptophyta; Magnoliopsida; Aquifoliales; Aquifoliaceae. The record is from the annotation of a GenBank genome assembly.